AUGGGGCUUUCGAUAGAGCAAAAGUACAACAUCUGUCUGAUGGCAGAGCGGCAUCCAAGGUGGACGCAGCUCGAAUUAGCACGAUGGGCGUAUGAGGUUUACCAACUACCGAAGUGUCCCUCUCAGGGAACAAUCUCGAGGCUCUUGGCGAAAAAGGCCGUUUUCCUCAACAGCAAGGAGCACGAGAAGGAUGCCAACCGGCUGCGGAAGCCGAAUAACCUGCUCGUGCGACGGAUCCUUCAGGAGUGGACGUCGCAGUCGAUAUGGAACCGGAUUCCCGUGACAUCUCCGAUUCUGCAGGAUACGGCACAAUCCAUAUGGCAUCGAAUUCCGCCCGAAAUGCGCGAGGGGAACGGCUCCUUCAGUUACAAAUGGAUAACCCACUUGCUCUCGAAGAUGGACAUCAGUGUGGACCAGGAACUGCCGAAGCCACCGAAGAUCUGGACGUUUGAAGAAAGAUCGGAGCUCAAAAGAUGGCUGGCGCAACUGCCACCAAAGAACCUUUUCACGCUGGAUGAGACGUUUCUAGCGUACAACCUGCCGCUCUGCUUCGAACAGUAUGAAUCAGCAGAUAUAAGGAGACGUAUAGAUAUUGUUACUGUCAUGCUCUGUGCCAACAUGGAUGGCAGCGAGAAGCUGCAUCCGAUGGUUGUAGGACGGUACGAGAACUACCAGAGAUUCCGGAGCCAUUUCCCCUGCGAAGGGAACACAUCGCAUGCGGGACGUCGGGCGCCUGGUUUCCCGAACUACAACGGUGUUUUUGAGGCGCUAAAUACGGGGGCUGAAGCCUUGCCGAAUGGCGAUCUGAAGCUCGGUGAGCAACUAGCGCAAAAGUAUGGGAUCACCUACCACAGCAAUAGAAAAUCAUGGCUGACCAGUAACAUAUUCCAUGACUGGCUCAGUACUUGGGAUAAGCGACUCGUGGUCGACAAUAGGAAGAUAUGGAUCAUCCUCGAUGAUUCGUGCUCUCACCGGCUCCUCAAUCUACACCUAAAGAACAUAGAAUUAGUGUACACUUCGGUGUCCUCCAGCUUUCUUCCGUUUAAUUGGGGUGUUAUAGAUGAAUUCAAGGCUGGCUACAGGAUACAGCAAUAUAAGGCGCUGAUUGAUCUCCAGGAAGAUAUUGCAAGUAAGAACAACGGAAUCAAGCCUCUUUUGUCCUAUGAACAGUCUGCAUUAACAAUAUCAAAUGCCUUUAAAUUUAUUAAACUUGCCUGGGAGGCUAUUCCGCCUGAUACAAUUAAGGCCAAUUGGAAAGCCUCUGGAAUUUUACCCCCGGAAAUGAUCAACUUUACUGGGACUGUUAGCAUGGCAUUUAAGAAGAAUGAAGUAUUAGAAGCUAAGCUGAACCACCUAUGCCAGAAGUUUUACUGUAUUAAGAAGUGGGACUAUGAUAUGCUUUUGGACCUCAACAUCGAGAACAAAAACACAAAUUUCUUAAGUUCCGAGGAGAUUAUUGAGAGUGCUAUUGUGGAUGCUUGGGAGCCUGAAGAGGUCAGCUUAGAGAUGGUUCGUGAGGAUGAGUUUGGUUCAAUUAGUGUUUCUAACAACUCAGUAUCUCUGCCAGAUGGUAAUGAUACUUUUAGCAUCUCUAACUUCAGUCAAGAUACCGGAUUCCCAAUUAAUAAUGAACUGAAUUCAGAUAGGAAUCCAUUGGAUACGACUAUUAGCUAUUCAAACGAGGGUGGGGUGGCAGAGCAUCGCUCUUUCAUUUCUGAUAAUACACAUCGAGAUGGGCUUACACGAAGAGCGACAGUAAGCGAGCUAAUUGACAGGAAUGAUGACUUUUUCGUAAAUGCCAUGCAACAAGAUAUUGUAACGGACCAAAUAUUACAAGAUAUGUUUGAUUUGUCAACUACAAAUGUACAAGUGCCUUCUUCAACGGAAAACUCAGAAAUAUCUGUCCCUACUGUUGUGCCAUUUUCUCAUCCAUCUCGAGGGUCUUCUCAGGACAAAAUUAGAUCUCCAGCAUUUGACCAUGUACCAUCCGGGAGCAGUACAGAGCCUGCUGUUGGUGGACCUGGUCUGCAAAGUAAUGCGGAAGAUAAGGUAGACAUCACACUUGGGGAAUCUUCUAUGCCAUUUACUCCUGAAAACAUAGAUACCGAUGAACUGGACAAUUAUAUUAGCAGUGUCACCAGCAAUCCGCCGAACUCGUUGAAUAACGAGCGUUUGAUAAUGCUAACGACUCUCCAAACGAAUAUUGAGAUAGCAAAAGCCAUGGCAAGUAUUCUGAAACACGCCGAAGUUCGGGAAGUAGGACUUUCUGAGAACGCGUUAAAUGAGAUGAGGUUAAGUUACAAUAAUUGCCUCAUAAAGAUCAGGAAUGCAAGACACUUAUUGAACAGUGAUACAAAAAGAAAGAGGCGCAGGGUGGAACAGCAUUCUCUUGGAGAUACCGUGAUACAAGUCUCAAAACCGGUACCACCAACUACUACAGGAUCUUUGCAGUCUGAUGACACCGUCUUCUCCAAUAGUAUAAACUUUAGUUAG
Eremothecium gossypii ATCC 10895 is the source of this 2493-nucleotide messenger RNA. It is a transcript of the gene PDC2, whose product is annotated as Pdc2p. Bases 1 to 2493 code for a protein of 830 amino acids. Gene Ontology annotation, cellular component: nucleus. The record is from RefSeq and is marked provisional. Gene Ontology annotation, molecular function: DNA binding. NCBI's taxonomy places the organism in Eukaryota, Fungi, Ascomycota, Saccharomycetes, Saccharomycetales, Saccharomycetaceae. The transcript has a single exon.